Messenger RNA from Adineta ricciae, 1866 nucleotides. NCBI's taxonomy places the organism in Eukaryota, Metazoa, Rotifera, Eurotatoria, Adinetida, Adinetidae. The record is from the annotation of a GenBank genome assembly.
AUGUUUUAUCCGACGCCCAAUUCAAUUGCUCUUGCGAUACCUGCGCACGCGCUUGGCGCUAUGGAAGACUUACCACCAAUAGACGCGCACAGAACACAAACUGUGACAUCAUUACUGGCUGAAAAAUCUUCAAUAAUUGAUAGUCCAAAAUACGCGGCAGAAAUCCUAUUUUCAAAACCAGCACCUUUCUUACGAGCUCGAAUCAACUAUGAAUUUUCGACACAUAAUAUCACCGAAGCUGAACUUGAUUUCGCUGCUGACUUUGGCCGAUUUCCUUACCGUCCAAGUACUCUCUUUCUCAAACUAUUUCAUAAUGUCUUAUCUACACUUCAACGUGAUCCGUUAAGUGGUCGAUGUUCACCAUCUUUGAUUGGUUCAUCGGGUGUAAUUCCAUUGACGAUCGUUUCUACCAUACCUGACAUUAUGCAGCAUUAUUAUCAUUGCAUUGUUAAUGCUAAAAGAGAAGUCUUGUUAGCAACGAACUAUUGGGAAAAAGGUCACAGUGUAAGCAUUAUUGGUAAAGCAUUACGCGAUUUAAGCCAACGUGCACAACAAGAAAAUCGUGUGGUUAUCUUCAAAUUAAUGAUUGACCAUCCUAUGAAAGAAAACGUCGCACAUUUUCAUAGUAUCCUUCCGCCGCAUAAAUGGUCACAUUUUGAUAUUCCUACACCGGAUGAAAUUCCUAAUGUGUCGCUGGAAGUUAAUAAUUAUCAUCGUUUGAUUAUGGGCACAUUUCAUUCGAAAUUUAUGGUUGUCGAUCGUCGAAUCGCUUUAUUGAACAGUAACAAUAUUCAAGACCGACCCAAUCUUGAAAUGAUGGCCCAUUAUGAAGGAGAUAUUGUCAAUUCAUUCUAUGACACAUUUCUCAUAUCAUGGUGGUUACCAUUUCAGCCCAAUCUUGUUUGUCUUAACGACGAACCAUUAGCAAAUAAUUACCAGUUUCAAUUUGGUACGAAAUACCCCGAUAUCGUUCCAUUUAAAGAACCACUAGAGCAUGCUAUUGCUCGCGCACGUCUAAGAUUGCGAAAUCAUUUAGAUAUUGAACAGACUGAAAUCUAUUUCAACGAACCUUUACUAGCCUUACCAUCGGCGGAAUCACCAUUGACAAAGCAUUUAAAUCUGGCUGCUAAAUCUGCAUCUAAAACAGAGCCAGAUGAAAAUCUAACUAAGCAGGAAUUGGAUAAACUCGCAAAUGACUUCACACCAUUUAUAUUUCAUAAGCCACAUCAGCCAUUUCCCAUUGCUUUAGUCAAUCGGUUGCCGCAUGGUGCACCUGGCCAUUUAGAUGUAGCCAAUCCACAGGAUGGAGCAUGGUUAGGAGCAAUGCGUUACGCAGAAAAGUUGAUCUUCAUUCAGUCGCCAACAUUAAACGCCAAACCAGCUAUUGAAGGCAUUUUCGAAGCGUGUCAACGAGGUGUUCAAGUAAUUGUGUGGCUCGAUUUAGGCUUUAAUGAUUUGAAGGAAGGACAUGGAACUUUUCAAGGUGGUACAAAUGAACACGUGAUAAAGAAACUCUACAAAAAAUUGCGAAGGGAAUAUGCUGGAAAAGAAAAAUUCCUCGAAGUUUACUGGUACACAGGAAAAGAUCAAACACGACCAUUGAAUUUUUCGCAAAAGAAACGAAAUUGUCACAUCAAAUUCAUGGCGAUCGAUGGACAAGUUGCCAUUAUGGGAAAUGGAAAUAUGGAUAGUCAGUCCUGGUUUCAUUCUCAAGAAAUCAAUACAAUGAUCGAUUCGGCGCAGAUAGUCAAGGACUGGAUGGACGCCCUAUACACGAAUCAAUCAACGCAUCAAUAUGGUAAAGUUGAUCUGGAUGGGAUUUGGCGUGAUGAGGAAGGACAUUUAAACCCACAUGAUGGAAAAUAA